AUGUCAUCUUCGCAAGUAGAAUGGGGUUGUUCUCAAUGUCGAUCAAUCAUUACUGAUCAUCAAAAAUAUUGUGCUAAUUGUCAUUCUAUGUUAACUUGGAAAUGCAUUGGUUCGGGAAGAUCUGGAUUAUAUAAAAACGUUUUUCGACAUCGUGAUAACUGUAUUGAUUGUACAUCAGAAAUUAAAGAUAAACCACAAGGAGUCGAAGAGAAGCAUAUUGCUAUUCAACAGCUUCAAAUCUUGAAUAACGAGCAGCGUCCGUGGUCUGAAUGGAGUGGAACGAAUCAAUCCUGUGUACAACAUACAGGAAAUGAUAUUGAACAAGUACAUCAAUUAUAUUCUAUGUGUGAGCAGUCACUUAUAAAUUAUUGCAUGCACAGAACCAAGCAGCAAUCGGACAAUGUCAACACAAUAUCUUUAUCUCCUAUGAACUUACUUGUGGUGACAUUAUGGUACUUGAAACAUUAUCACUCGGAACGAUAUAUUGCCACUGAAGUAUACUCAAGUCCAUCUACAAUACAUCGUAUUUUAACCGAGGUAGUGGAUAUCUUACAUUCGUGUGUAUAUGAAGAACUGGUUUCAUUACCAAUCGAUAUGGACAGUAGACAUACCGCUCAUGGACCUGAAGAACAUCAUAAAUUAAUAGUUGACACAACUUCUAUUGCUGUUCCUCAACCUAAUGAUUCAAAACAACGUAAAGCUUACUUUAAUUCAAAAAGUGCAACGAAUUAUGCAUUUAAAGUGCAAAUAGCUUGUGACUUUAAUUAUCGAAUAGUGCACGUUUCCGAAUGUUAUCUUGGAAGCGUUUAUGAUAUAACAAUUCUACGAGAGUCGGGUCUAUUAGAACAUGUAAAUGACCCUGUACAGAUUAUUGGUGAUAAAGCUUAUAUUGGAGAAAAAUAUGUCAUCACUCCAAAGAAGAAGCCUCAUAGAAGUGAAUUAACAACUGAAGAAAAGGACUUCAACUAUAACAUCAAUAGUGCAAGAGCCGCUAUCGAAAAUAUCAAUCAACGCAUCAAAACUUAUGCUGUUCUUGGUAGUGUUUAUAGAGGAGCUGUUGAUGAUUUUGAUAAAAUUACCAAGAUUUCACAGAUUGUUUGUGCUUUGUGUAAUUUAAACUUAAUUAAACAUCCUAUUCGUAAAUAG
Molecule: messenger RNA, 1146 nt
Organism: Rotaria sp. Silwood1
Lineage: Eukaryota; Metazoa; Rotifera; Eurotatoria; Philodinida; Philodinidae
Source: the annotation of a GenBank genome assembly